Dacryopinax primogenitus is the source of this 664-nucleotide messenger RNA. RefSeq lists its product as uncharacterized. The record is from RefSeq and is a predicted model, not a curated record. Gene Ontology annotation, cellular component: GET complex. The transcript is spliced from 4 exons. Gene Ontology annotation, biological process: tail-anchored membrane protein insertion into ER membrane. The coding region runs from base 1 to 639 and encodes 212 amino acids. NCBI's taxonomy places the organism in Eukaryota, Fungi, Basidiomycota, Dacrymycetes, Dacrymycetales, Dacrymycetaceae.
AUGCCCUCCUUAGCAUUGACAAUAUUCCUUCUCGUACUAUUCACACAAAUUAUAUCCUGGGUAGGACAAAGUGUCCUAGAAGACUGCGUAUUCGCACUCUAUAUCCGCCUCAUCUCCCCUGAGCCCUCGAAGCGUCAGGCCCAGCUACGCAAGGAGGUAUUUGCGGAUAAACAGGACCUACUGCGCACGAGUGCCCAGGACGAGUUCGCCAAAUGGGCCAAGCUGAGACGGAAAGUCGACAAAGGACUUUCAGAGCUUGAGAAACUCAACGCAGCGAUCUCGAGCCAGAAAAGCGCCUUCUCACUCAGGUUCAAGGUCAUCCUCUGGCUCCUCACCUCCGCAGCACCGUACAUCCUCACAUUCUACUACCGCCGGGAAGCGGUGUUCUACCUCCCCCCGGGCUUGUUAGGGCCGCUAGAGUGGUGGAUGUCCUUUCCCUGGGCGCCGAAGGGGAGCGUUAGCUGCGCGAUGUGGCAGUUUGCGUGCAGGAGAGCGGUGAAGACCGCUGCAGGGCUGGGGAGGGAGUUGUUUGUGGUUGUCACCCAGAGAACAGCGGGAAUGGCCAUGCCAGGCUCAGGGAAAAUACCGGUACCAGCUGCAGCAGGUCCGAAACCGGAAGGGAAGGAGAAGACGCAGUAGGUCGGGGUGCAGGGUGGGCAGUAGG